GCGGGUCACGUGACUAACGUUUCCGCGCGAAGCCCGCGCACAGCUUUUCUCCAGCGGGACGGUAGCGGUGGCACAGCGCGCGCGCUCGCUCAACUCAGCACACACACACACACACACACAUACAGAGUCAGUGGGGAGCUCUGAGGCACACGAGCAGCGCGUCGGCGACAGAAAAGUCACGUUAAGCGCCACCGGAACCGAAAUGCGCGUCUCUAACUCGACGAGAUAACAGCGUCCUGACUUUUGGAAGUCGGUGGACUCAUCCUGAGCGCGAGCCUGAGUGAAAAGCCUGAAACUACACGCUACGGAUCGGCCAUGUUGUUUCUGGUUGUGAGAAUAUCUGAUUGAGAUUAAUGGCUCAGUAUCUGCUCCCAUUACUGAGAAAUGAGGGAAUAACCAGUGAAAUUAUUCCAGGCUGACCAGCUGUGCGUUAUAAGGGCGAAGAGCUCGGAACCAUCUUUCUUAGUUAGUGACUGAAUUUGCAACAAUGAGUGCCAGGUCAGCCAUCAACAAAGAGAUCUUUAUCCCACACAACGAGAGGAUGUUGGCAGCCGUGCAGGUGAAGAGGAGGACGAAGAAGAAGAUUCCCUUCCUGGCUACAGGUGGUCAGGGCGACUACAUGACUUUCAUCUGCCUGUCAGUGACCAACAAGAAGCCAACAGAGAUUUCUAUCACAAAAGUGAAGCAGUUUGAGGGCUCUUCCUCUUUUGUCAGAAGAUCCCAGUGGAGUCUCGACCAGCUGCGGCAGGUGAACGGCAUUGACCCUAACAGGGAUUGUCCAGAGUUUGACCUGACAUUUGAGAACGCGUUUGACCAAUGGGUAGCCGGCUCAGCUGGGGACAAGUGCAUGUUUGUACAGGUCCUUCACAACACGUGCCAGCGCUACAGUGCAGAAAGAAAACCAGAGUUUGUCAACUGCCAAUCCAAACUGCUGGGAGCAGAAGAUCAAUCAGUAAAUUCAGUCAUUUACCGUUGCAAGAUCUUUUUGAACAGAAUGAGGAAGACAGUUAUGUCAGACCCAGGUGUCCUACUUCAAGCAGGUAACAGCAUCCUGCACUCUGCAGCCGACAGUGUGAGUAGUGCAGUGCAGAAGGCCAGUCAGGCACUGAAUGAACGUGGAGAGAGACUGGGCCGCGUGGAGGAGAAAACUGGAGACAUGAUGAAUAGUGCUCAGCAAUUUGCUGAUACUGCACACAAGCUGGCCAUGAAGCACAAAUGUUAAACUGUGCCAAAUCACAGAGGGUUCUGCCAACGACGCCUGUCCAUACAUAGAGUGGAUGGAUUUUAGAUAUUAUUCUUUAAACAAAAAAUAUUUAACACUAGUAUUAUGACUUAAUGCUGUUUUUCAAAAAAAUUUUUAAACAUCUUCCUGGUGUUUCCAGAAGAGGAGUUCAAGCUGGGGUAGAUGAUGUCUGGCCCUCUGACUGUGCGUGACGAAAAAGCAGCUAGGGCGCAUUUUAUCUUUUCAGGAGCCUCUCUUCUGGUUCCUUUCACAGAGGGGAAGGGGUGCAGAGAUUACUGGGGUCCUGGAUGCAGGAUUAUCUUACAGAAGGAAACACACUGUGUUACAUUUAGGGCCAAUUAAAUCAAUGUACAGAAGAAAAACCAUUUAUUAGCAAUUGCCCAAGGGUAUGACUUAUUUAUCUCUGAACCUGUAAUGCGUUUCAUAUCAUCGAUGAGCGCUAGCUAAUCCAUAUAUUUGGUCAGAGAUUUCAUAUUUCAGUCAUGAAAUUAUAAAAUAAACUAAUAGAAUUUGAAGUUUGCUAUUAACCUGAAAUAAAUGCUUAGCAGUGUAUGUAGUUAUCUAAACGUACUUUUAAAUGAACUUUGUGGGCAAAUCUCUAUCAAAAGCAGUGCUUAUAUAGCUUAUGUAUAUGGCUUUUGUUUUGGUUUAGACAAUGUUAUUCAGAUAUAAAUCGACAGCAUUUAAGUUAACUAAGUCUGAGUUGAUCACUAUGUCAAAAGUGCAAUAGGUACAAGUUCCAGUUUAAGCUUUAUGAAGGGAAAUUCAUUAUUAAAUAAAAUUGGUAGGUAAGAAAUUGUUCAUAGUUGGCCUCUUGAGAUCAGAAAAAAUACUUUGUAUUUGUAUUGUAUAGAAUAUAUAGAAAAAAUACUUUGGAUACAAAAAUACUUUGUAUUUUUUCUAUAUUUCUCGCAAAUUAUAGAAUAUACUUAUUGAAUUAUCCUUAAAACUUCACACCACAGUUGCCAUUGAUGAUAUUCUAAUUUACAGCUGUAACGUAUGAAGUGGAGACAGUACCAGUUAGUUUAGUUCAGCAGUAAGUUGUGUUGCAUACUAAUGACAGUGUGCUGCCACUGCCAGUGAGCUUUUAAUGGUGUAAGUGACUUUCUUUAUUCUGUAACCGUAUAUGUGAUGUCAGAUGAUUUGCUUGUAUGAGUGGAUUGAGGUUAACAUUUGAUUGUUUCAUGCUCAAACUACAUAAUUACAAGUUGAUUCUUGUGUAAAUCAAAUUAGAUUAGAUAUUUUUAAGAAUUUGUAUAACAUGUUUGUGAACCACAGAGCACCUCAAACUGUUUUAUUGGUAGCAAUAUUUUGUGGCUUUCAAAUAGUACUUAGUACUUAGUAACUGUAGCUGUUUACAUAAUAGCAGAUUUCAUUACAGACAGCAGCUUACUGAGUCUGAGGUGCUCGUUUAACUCGUGUGGGGUUUUUUUUUGUUCGGCAUGCAGUUAUGACCCACUGAAAUCUUUAUCAUCACCCUUCAGCAGAAAUGAACUACACAGUGGUCAUUAUUUUAAUGAAAAUGUAAACAGUUUUGAAUGCAUAUGUAAUAUUAACUGGCCAUCAUUUCCAACUGCAUGAUAAUACAAGUUUUCUUAAAUAUUAUCAGUGUUUUUACACAAUUCAUUUCCAGACACACGCUUUUACAGAUUCGUACUGCAUACUUAUUUUAAAUGGACCAUGCUUGCAGUACUUAGUUUUUAAACCCUGUGAAUGUACAGUUUAUUGUUCUGAUUCGCAUAAUUAUUAUUGAGAGAUAUAUAAUGGCUAGUAGAUUUGAGAUUAAUAUUAGAUAUACAUGUUGAUUUUAAUGGUCACUUACAACAGAGUUCUCCAAUUACAGCGCUGGAGGAUGAAAAUCAGCUCUGGGUUCAAUUUUUAAAUGUGGAUAAAUGUUUAAAAGCUGUAUGUAGAGAAGCAUAUUGCACAAUCUAAGUCAAAUAUAGACUGUCAAACACCUUUAUAGGUGAAAUAAAGGAAGAUAUUUUAUUAAAUUAUAUAUUUGCGCUACAUUCCUUAAGUGCUGACAGUAAAGAAAGUGAAAGGGUCAGACAUUUUAUGUUAGAUAUCCAGCACAACCUGAUGAUUUAAUCCCAAUAGUAGUGCCUUUGUCAAAUACAUUUUUAAUUUCUUUUAUGAAUAUAAUCAUGGUUGUUUUCCCUAGCAUAUGUUUUUGUGUAAAAUUUUAUGUAUGCAAUGUGUGUUCAAUUAUCUAUUCCAAAAUGAUCUCCUCAUUAAUACCAAUUAAAAUGUCAUAGUAUUGUUUUUAUAUGGAGUUUUGUAUCUACAUCAAAUUGCUAGUGAAUGUGAUACAGUGCAUAUGUUCACAUGAUAUGUCAUAACUGUAAAGAAUGUGGUUUCUCCUUUAUUUUUCAAAAGUUCAUUCCAAGUUUCUCUCCAGAUAAAGGCACGAGUAAAGCACCUGUAUUGUGUAAAUCAAAAAAUCCCUGACAUUCCUGGCUUGUCCCUUCUCCCACAAAAUUUCAUCCCUCCAUGCAAUUUACUUAAUGUAACAGAAAUAGUGAACGUUUGAAGCAAUCAGGGAUUCAUGCAUAAUUUUUUUUUUCUUUUUUUUCUUUCUAUUUGUAUUAUUUUUAUUUAUUUGCAGUGUGUCUUAAUAUAGACCAAAUGUCUGUAUGUCUGAGUGUCCCACCAUCUGUUUACAGUUUGUGCUGUGGUGUUUCAGUGUUGUCACGUUAACCUCCACGUCUUUGUGUUCUUGUUAAGGGCUUUAACUGUAUUAUUUUGGGGAGUUUCUUUUACAUUUUUAAGAACUGUUGCUUCAUGUGAGUAACCCAGAACCCAGUUCUACCAAAUUUGUUAUGGUAUGAUGAAGUACUUAGUUGCAGCCUUAAUACUUCUGGUUUUGCUGUCAUACUGGCAGAACUGCACAAACUGCGUAAAACUUUGUGAAUAGUUUUCACCUAUAUAUAGUAUUUUCAUUAAUUCUUGCACUGUGUCUUUUAACCUGUUUCCAUUCCAUUAAUUCCAUUCCAUUCCUUAAUUCCCUUAUGAGUGUUUCCGUUUCUAGAUUUAAAUGUCCCAGUGAAUAGCACCUGUCAUAGGAGCUUCUUCAAAAUUUAAUGGUCACAAAAUAAAUUUUGCUAAUAGUAAACUGAGCUAUACAUUAUUCAGUUUUGUGGGUACAUACCAUGUAUUUUCUACUGAAAAUGUGUUGUAUCAAAUACGUGACUCUGAACGGAUGUGAUUUUCACCACAAGGUUUUGCCAAAGACUGUCACUGUCAAAAUAAUAAAUCCUUAUUUUCCUAGGUACCAUUGACAAUAAAAAUGGACUUUUCUGACUGAACGUCUAUGGGCAAAGUUUAAUCUCAGAUUUUAAUAAUAAUAAUAACAACAAAUUUUUAAUUUGCGCAAAAUUACUUUUAAUGUAAUGCUGUGCUGAGGUUUUAAAAAAUAAUUUAAGGAUUUAAAAGUGAUGUCACAGUAAAAAUACUGAAAGUAACUAAAAGCCCAUUAAUAUCAAUGUCCACACUCUUUGCUGUUUGUUUCCUAGCAGGAGCAAUAUAUGAUGGUUAUAUAUGGUUAUAUAUAAUAUUUAGCCUGAGUGCCGGGGUGUGCUAUGUGGACAUCUUCUGUUAUGGUUUUUAUUUCACAUCAGUGUUUCACAUCAGUGUAUUUUUCAAUAAAUUCUGUUAUGGUUUUUAUUUCACAUCAGUGUAUUUUUCAAUAAAUUAUUUUGCUUUGUACUGCACUGAAAUGAACUCCUUCACUUUUAUUCAUUCUUUCAUAAGGGUUCUGUUAUAAAAUGUUAAGUUUUACUGUUUAGUUUACUAAUAUUUUGCAGUUGAUUUUCUGUUGAAUAUCAAAUAAAAAUGUCAAAUAUUA
Molecule: messenger RNA, 5090 nt
Organism: Pangasianodon hypophthalmus (striped catfish)
Lineage: Eukaryota; Metazoa; Chordata; Actinopteri; Siluriformes; Pangasiidae
Gene: stxbp6
Product: syntaxin binding protein 6 (amisyn)
Exons: 8
Coding region: 488-1222 (244 amino acids)
Biological process (GO): exocytosis; regulation of SNARE complex assembly; Golgi to plasma membrane transport
Cellular component (GO): exocyst; plasma membrane
Molecular function (GO): phosphatidylinositol-4,5-bisphosphate binding
Source: RefSeq, a predicted model, not a curated record